This is a messenger RNA of Acanthisitta chloris (rifleman), 1155 nucleotides long. It is a transcript of the gene CBR4, whose product is annotated as carbonyl reductase 4. The transcript has 5 exons. The record is from RefSeq and is a predicted model, not a curated record. Gene Ontology annotation, biological process: fatty acid biosynthetic process. NCBI's taxonomy places the organism in Eukaryota, Metazoa, Chordata, Aves, Passeriformes, Acanthisittidae. Gene Ontology annotation, molecular function: oxidoreductase activity, acting on the CH-OH group of donors, NAD or NADP as acceptor; quinone binding. The coding region runs from base 1 to 714 and encodes 237 amino acids.
AUGGGCAAGGUUUGUGCCAUUUUUGGAGGAUCCCGAGGAAUAGGCAAAGCUGUUGCAGAACUACUGGCACAGAAGGGCUAUCGCCUGGCGAUCGUUGCUAGAAAUCUGGAAGUAGCCCAAAGCACUGCACGUAAUCUUGGUGCAGGACAUCUGGCACUUAGCUGUGAUGUAUCCAAUGAACAAGAAGUCCAAAAGACUUUUGAGGAGAUGAAGAGGAAUUUAGGUCCUGUUAACUACUUGGUUAAUGCAGCUGGGAUCAACAGGGAUGGUUUGUUACUGAGAACCAAGACUGAAGAUAUGAUAGCCCAGAUUCACACUAACCUUUUGGGAACAAUGUUGACAUGCAAAGCUGCUUUAAAAGACAUGAUUCAACAACAGGGAGGUGCUAUUGUCAAUAUAGGAAGUAUUGUAGGACUUAAAGGCAACUCUGGUCAGAGUGUGUAUAGUGCUACCAAAGCAGGAUUAGUGGGAUUUUCACGCUCUCUUGCUAAAGAAGUAGGAAGAAAGCAAAUUCGAGUCAACGUUGUUGCUCCAGGCUUUAUUCACACAGAGAUGACCAGCCAUUUGGAAGAAGAUCAGUUGAAGAAAGCAAUUCUCCUUGGAAGAUUUGGAGAGCCUCAUGAGGUUGCACAAGCUGUUGUCUUUCUUCUAGAAUCCCCAUAUGUUACGGGAAGUGUUCUAGUCGUAGAUGGAGGCUUGCAGCUUAUGACUUAAAUACUACCUCAAAUGAAUGCCUACUUCAAUGCCAUGAUGGUAAUAUAUACUAAUUAAAGGGAGAGGAUUGGAAAUUGUUUGAAGAUUUGAUGUAGGUAAUUGACUUGGUAUUUAGUCAGAGGGGAAGUUCAGCAGAACUGGAGGGCAGUGUGUAUGUUUAACUACCUGAAAGAGUCUGUUUGAUAUUAUGAAGUCUGUGUAUGAAACACUUUGAAAAAGAUCUGGUUUUGAUAUGGUGAUAACUUUAAUAACAUGCUGAUAUCUUUUUUAAAGCACUGUAUUUUUAUAAAGGCUUGUUUUCCAAUUUGGGAUAGAGUGGAGACUUUAUUUGAAUUAUCAUGUUGCACAGAUGUUAAUAAAGUGUGGGGGCAUGUUUAUUGGGUGGCAGGUAUGAUUGCAUCAAGUUUUUCAUGAAGGGCAAAGAUUGCAAACUGCAUAGUU